AUGAGCAGCGCCGCUGACACCGACGGCACCACGGGCUUGGACGCGGGCGGGGGGGAGGCGGCAGAGGUAGAGGAGGCGGAUGAUAGUGAGGGCGAGCUCUGUAGCUGCUGCGGAACUGCCCUCACCCAUCUGCUCUCACCCAUCUGCUCUCACCCAUCUGCUCUCACCCAUCUGGUCUCACCCAUCUGCUCUCACCCAUCUGCUCUCACCCAUCUGCUCUCACCCAUCUGCUCUCACCCAUCUGCUCUCACCCAUCUGCUCUCACCCAUCUGGUCUCACCCAUCUGCUCUCACCCAUCUGCUCUCACCCAUCUGCUCUCACCCAUCUGCUCUCACCCAUCUGCUCUCACCCAUCUGCUCUCACCCAUCUGCUCUCACCCAUCUGCUCUCACCCAUCUGCUCUCACCCAUCUGCUCUCACCCAUCUGCUCUCACCCAUCUGGUCUCACCCAUCUGCUCUCACCCAUCUGCUCUCACCCAUCUGGUCUCACCCAUCUGCUCUCACCCAUCUGCUCUCACCCAUCUGCUCUCACCCAUCUGCUCUCACCCAUCUGGUCUCACCCAUCUGCUCUCACCCAUCUGCUCUCACCCAUCUGCUCUCACCCAUCUGCUCUCACCCAUCUGCUCUCACCCAUCUGCUCUCACCCAUCUGCUCUCACCCAUCUGCUCUCACCCAUCUGCUCUCACCCAUCUGCUCUCACCCAUCUGCUCUCACCCAUCUGCUCUCACCCAUCUGCUCUCACCCAUCUGCUCUCACCCAUCUGCUCUCACCCAUCUGCUCUCACCCAUCUGCUCUCACCCAUCUGCUCUCACCCAUCUGCUCUCACCCAUCUGCUCUCACCCAUCUGCUCUCACCCAUCUGCUCUCACCCAUCUGCCCUCACCCAUCUGCUCUCACCCAUCUGCCCUCACCCAUCUGCCCUCACCCAUCUGCCCGAUGUAGAACGUAUCAACGAGCGACGCGACGGGCUCGGCGGCGAGCGCCAGCAGCGCCGGCAGCGCGAUCGCCGCCAUCUCCACGCCCAGCGCAUCCGCGGAGUAGGCGGACCUGCAGCGGGGGGGACGGGCACGCGGGCCUCAAGGGGAUUGAGGAACAGUAUCGCGCCGUCCAAAUACGACCCGCCUCCCCUGCUGGUCUCCGCCGCACCACUCCCCACACCAUCCCCCAAUCCCGCGCGGGGAGCCACGGCGCCGCGAUUACCGGAGCGGCAGCGAGGUACUGCCGCGGCGGUGCGAGCAUAG
Molecule: messenger RNA, 1239 nt
Organism: Closterium sp. NIES-65
Lineage: Eukaryota; Viridiplantae; Streptophyta; Zygnematophyceae; Desmidiales; Closteriaceae
Source: the annotation of a GenBank genome assembly